AGUAAAGUAGAAAUUAAAAGUACCUAUUUUUUAAGAAUAGGGAGAAUGGUCAAACCAAAUUAUAGAAUUUGUUACACAUUGCGGGGACAUAGAAGAUCCAUUUCCUCAGUAAAAUUUAGUCCUGAUGGUUGUUGGCUGGCCAGUUCUUCAGCGGAUUCCACUAUAAAAGUUUGGGAUUCUCAAAACGGACAAUUUUAUUUAACCCUGGAAGGGCACAGCGCUGGGCUGAGUGAUUGUUGCUGGUCUUCUGAUUCGCGCUACCUUGCCAGCGCCAGCGACGAUAUGUCCAUUAAAAUUUGGGAUUUUAAUGAAGGUAUCUGUGUGAGAACGCUUAUUGGCCACGGCGGAUACGUUUUUUGCGUAAAUUAUAAUUAUCCAUCCAAUCUUCUUGUCUCUGGCUCUUUCGAUGAAACGGUACGACUAUGGGAUGUUCGGACAGGAAAGUGCAUAAAAAGUCUGACGGCCCACUCCGAUCCCGUCACGGCGGUCGACUUUUCUUGCGAUGGCACGCUGAUCGUCUCUUCGAGCUUCGAUGGAAUUUGUCGUGUGUGGGACACUUCGACUGGCCAGUGCCUGAAAGCUUUGCUUGAAGAUAGCAAUACUCCAGUCUCUUUUGCAAGGUUUUCUCCCAACGGGAAGUUCCUUCUUGUAGGGACUUUGAACGGUCGUUUACGUCUUUGGGACUAUAUUAACGGCAAAUGUCUUAAAAAGUAUUCUGGCCACGUGAAUUCGACUUAUAGUAUUUUUGCAAACUUUAGCGUUUCUGGUGGCAAAUGGAUAGUAAGCGGAAGCGAAGAUAAUAAUAUUUAUUUGUGGGAUCUUCAAACAAGAGAAGUUGUUCAAAUACUUGAAGGCCAUUCAGAUGUUGUCAUUAGCUGCGCCUGCCAUCCGACAGAGAAUAUAAUUGCCUCCGGAAGUUUAGAAAAGGAUAAAUCGAUAAAGUUGUGGAAGUCAAAGUUUUAA
This is a messenger RNA of Zophobas morio, 963 nucleotides long. Its product is annotated as WD repeat-containing protein 5-like. Lineage: Eukaryota; Metazoa; Arthropoda; Insecta; Coleoptera; Tenebrionidae. The coding region runs from base 46 to 963 and encodes 305 amino acids. Gene Ontology annotation, cellular component: Set1C/COMPASS complex. The transcript has 11 exons. The record is from RefSeq and is a predicted model, not a curated record. Gene Ontology annotation, molecular function: histone binding.